Molecule: messenger RNA, 8039 nt
Organism: Limulus polyphemus (Atlantic horseshoe crab)
Lineage: Eukaryota; Metazoa; Arthropoda; Merostomata; Xiphosura; Limulidae
Product: neuron navigator 3-like
Exons: 29
Coding region: 476-7063 (2195 amino acids)
Biological process (GO): nervous system development; neurogenesis
Molecular function (GO): ATP hydrolysis activity; ATP binding
Source: RefSeq, a predicted model, not a curated record
CACGGUUGCCUGUUGUCAGCGUCGAUCCUAAUAUAAAGUUAUCUCUGGUGUCAACUGCCAGAUGUUAGAUAUAAUUAAGUUCUAGCGAAACUUAUACGAAUUCUUAGUUACUGAUAACUAAUUGUUGGCCUAAAAGACACUGUCCAAAUAAAACGUGGCUAAAACCUAAGUGCACUGUGUGACCUCAAAUGCAAACCUUACUUAAGCGCUCGGAAGUCUUGUCCCUAAGGUGCCAUCUGGUGACAGUUCGAGGUCUGGGUCCCCUCAUGGAUCAUUCAUACCACAGCCAAGAAGUGGUGUAGCUACUCGAGAUAGAAACAGUACUGACAGAAAUCACUCCAGACCUUCAUCAGCUUCAUCGACAUCAUCAAUACCUCAUCUUCCGGUCAAAAUCAGUUCCGGGGUUACUUUACGUAAUCCACCAGGCGUGGUACAUUUUCCUGGAAACAAGAACUCCUCUUACCACAAUAAUUCCAUGUUAGAUAAAUUAAAAUUUUUCAAUUCCAAAGAAAAACCUGGAGAUAGAGUUAAAGGUGGCGCAUUUUCUAAGCGAACAAGCAGCAGUAGCGGCUUCAGCUCGGCAAGAAGUGAACGCAGUGAUUCAUCAACAAGCUUAUGUAGCGAACCUAAUAAGUCUGGCACAACCCCCGAAAGACGGGAGGCGACUAAUAGCUCCAACUCUACGGGGGUUAAUUGCCCCAAGAUUGCCGUGAAGAACUUCGCCAAGAAAACGUUUGGGAGAAGUUCGAAUACCACAGGCAAAAGUAACAAUGCAAAACCAACAAAUUGUAGUAAAGAGACUGAGUCCACUAAACCUGAUUCCGUGAAACUCUCAUCAUCAAGUCCACUGAAGGAAAAAUUUGAAAGGAAAGACGUCAAUGCUCAGAGAGAAAAAGUUGAACGAUCCACGCACAAGGAAAGGUCCGAUCGUAAGGAAACUGCUUCACAAAAAGUCAAGUCUGAUCUAGAUAUACAAACUGAUAGGUCGCAACACAAAGAAUCCGCUAGACAUAAAGACAAAAGUUUGUUGUUAAACUGUAGAGGUUAUACCAAAGAGAAAGACAAAACAGAUAUCGACACAGUAAAGUCUUCUCACAGAGUUGAGCCAGGUUCAGAAAAGAACCAAUCUGAAAGAACAUUGAGAGAUAAGUUUGAAGGUUAUGAAAGUAGUACGCAAAAAAACUCGUAUGGUCAGAAGAAUUUAUCACAACUUCAGGAAUCAAGCUUGCUAAAAGAGAACCAAGAUUGUAAUGGAAAAAAGUAUGGAAUCUGUAACUUUGAAGCAUCAGUCGCCAGAACAGAAGCCACAAUUUCCAGUAACAAGUCAAUAGCUACAUCUGAAUAUAAGUGUAAAGAAACUAAAACUUCGGAUGCGAUUCAACUUGAUGAAGGUGAACAAAAUCAGAUUUGCCAGUCAAAGUUAUCUAGUCCUACUCCUAGGUCUGAAAAGGACUUAAAGUUUCUCAGUCCUGAGAUUUCUACCAGUACCAGUUGGAAUAGAACGUCUAAUAUCGUUGAGAGUUGUUCAGACUCUAGUGACCUGAUGUUGAGCCAAGUAGCCAAUAGUAACAUUCCUAAGCCUACAGCUGCUGUGAAAGGAACAUCCAAAUUUCCUAUUGAGGAUGGUCAAGAGUGUAAAAGUGCCAGUGAUUCGUCUUCAAGCUGUCAAAUUGAGUGGAAACAGAACACGAAAGAUCAAGACACUCUAGAUGUAGCAAGUUCAUCUAGUACUACUUGUAAACCUUUUUAUGAUGAAAAUGAAGGAGAUAUAUCUGCUAAUACUUCUCAACGGAUUGAGCAAAUGGACACUCGCCAAGAGUCUGAUCGAUCUUGUACAAAGUUAGAUAGUUCAGGGCAUGACCAUUUUUUAGACGGUUUACAAAAUGGCAUUUCUGUUGCCAAAGUAUCGCCUAUAAUGAGUUAUGAUGUUACAGUUUCUAGUAAAAUCAAACAUGGGAAACAAGGUAAAGCUACUUGUGAUAAUGGUAACAGGAAAAAUAAAAAUCAUUUCGUAUUAGGAAACAAUACAGGGAACCAGGAAUGUGAAGUCUACUCCUCUCAAAGUUCUGCGUCUCCAGGAGCAGCGCAACUGAAGACAUCGACAGACGUACAAGACCCUGAAGACAUAAAGAAUUUGUCUCAUCUGCGCAAGAAAAGAACGCCACUUGCUGUCAGGAAAUCCGGGAAGCAUGAUGCACAUAUUACAGGCCCCUUCUUCAUGAAUAUGACGAUAAUAGAAGAAUCAGAUGAUGUCAUGGCUAAUAUAAAGCCCAUGCAGCCCAUCACGCGUGUCUUGCCUUAUGGUUAUAUUCGUGGCCUAGGUUCUCUGUCUUCCACCCGUAACCUUACGAACAGGUUGCACAUGCCUAACUUUCGGUUCCCCUCAGAUGCCGGAAGUGUUUCUUCUGGUAAGUUCGGGUUGUCACGUCAUAUCCAAGCCACAGAAGACUCAUCAAAGAUUUAUGGUGUCCCUGUUAAAAGGGGGCUGGGAAGCAGUCGUGCCUUAUUGGACGUGGAUUCCAUAGAUAUUGGGACAGGUUACAUGAGUGAUGGUGAAGUUCUUAGAUCGAGUGUCGUGUAUAGAGCAGAGGAUAUCUCCAGUGGCUACAUGAGUGAGGGUGGAGGAUUUCUAUAUUCAAGACGAGUAGCCUCGAAGUUGAAUGGAAAAGAUAUGCCUUCUAAGCCAAUUAAUGUUCUUCAAGAUGACAGGAAUAUUAAGUCAUGCCAACAACGCCUGUUACACAAAAUUGGUCUAGAUGACAGCAGUUCAAUCAGUAGCGGGCUUAGUGACGCCAUUGCCGACAUAAGCACAGAUGACAACUUGACGGGAUCUUCAUUAAGCUCAGAAACUAAUCAGUACAGCAGUAUGAAACAAACUUCACGAGAUGGCGUUACGAAAUAUUCUUACUCCACUGAAGACAAGUUUAAAAGAGGCUGGGAAGAACGUGUAAUGGGAAAGCCCUCUAACGGUAAAUCUGCAAACGUGGAGAAAACGGACAGCUCAAUGCAAACAGAAUCUAGUGCUUUCCAACAAAUGUCAUCAGCUGUAUGGAAGAAAUACCUCCAACAACAGCAUGAGCAGCAUACACGAUCUGGAAAAAUUGAAUCUGAACGUAUUAGAGAGAAAAAAAGUAGUUUUACGUCUUCCUCAUCCCCUGGUGGAAAAAAGAGUUGUACUAUAAAUGGCACAGUUGAUAAACAUGCAUUAGUCGAAAACCAAAAAUCUAAACAUAAAACUUUAGUUCAAAAACUAGAAGAAGGGAAGAAUCGAGAAUAUGACCCUGGAAUUGAAAAAGAGUUACGAAAUGGAAGAUGUAUUAGUCCAAAACCUACCAAAACAAACUCUGACUCAGUUGAUCAGUUGAUUCAACCAGCACGCGACUCACGAAAAGCUCAAGGUUACAGAACAGCUUCAGUAACUGGGACUAAUGCAAAUUUUGUAGUAAGCAAAAAGCAAGCCAAUACAUCAAACAUUUCUUUGAAUGGCGAUAACAAAACAGGCAACUCUAAAGUACAGAGUAAUUUCAAAAAAGAAAAGUCUCAAGACAUCAAAAAUCACGAUAUGUAUUACACAGAAUAUCCCGACGUGAACCACAUCCAAUCGUCUAGCUUACCCAGGAACUUAUCCACAGCGUCCUCUAGUGGUAAAAGCAUCUAUGACCGCAAGGAAAAGAUGAAAGUAUCUGCUAACACCCAGAACAACAAUCCGGAAGUGCGUGUUUUUGGUGGGUCAGCAGCUUUUUCUGACAGUGAAUACAGUUCCUUAGGCCGAAAAGCGUGUAAACAAUACACUUUGAUGUCACCAACUGUUGGAGGACUCCGUGAACGUGUUUACGGAUCUCGUCCUGUCAUUAACGGCUCUUCCAAUUCCGACUAUGUAAUUCUUUCUGGUUUCCCCGCAACUUCUAGAGAGCGCUCGAUCCAUGGGCCAAGACUUUCCAUAUCUCUUAGGCCUAACGAUGCAGACAUGGGGAAUUACGCUAAUAUUGACCACCCAAGUAUCAGUAACUCUCUUCCUUCAUCCAGUUCCAGUGCCUACGCCUGGCUACGUUAUAGCGGCAGUUCAGGGGCUUCAGUAAUCUCAGGAGUAGGCACCCGUAGCUGUAGUGCUAGUGGAGGAGGGCUUACUGAAGCUGAAAGUAUGGAAUCUAUAUCCUCAACUUCCUCCAAUGUACAUCCUCAGAUUCAGCAUGCUCGUGCUAACAGCCUGACUCGUGCUCGUCUGAUGAUCCACCAGAGGGAACUCUCAGGGUCCCCGCGUUUGUCCCGUUCCAAUUCGAUUAGGUCUACCAAGUCAGAAAAGUUAUAUCCUUCCAUGUUACAGCGAUCUGAUGAAAUGGACAAUAACUAUUCAGGCAAUAUAUCAGUUUCUGGACAUCCGGUCAGUAAUGGUCAACCGAACUCGCCCAACACAAAACCGAUCACCCAGGGGGCGCCACGCUACUUAUUUCCUCUUUCUCCAGUCAGCCCUCUACCUCUAACAUCAAGUGCCUCGGUAGCGCCACCAAAUGUUCGAUAUUCUGGAUCCAUGCCUCAUUACAUGGGAGGACUGUUAUCGAAAGUCUGCAACAAAGAAGACGAAAUGCACUGCUCAUCCUUGUCUGUUAUUUCUUCCUCUUCUAUCUAUUCAACGGCUGAGGACAAGCAGUCUCAAGAGAUUAAAAAGCUUAAAAGGGAAUUAGAACAAGCCAAUGAAAAAGUAGCUACAUUGACAUCACAGCUGACCACAAAUGCCCAUAUGGUAGCAGCUUUUGAACAGUCUUUGUCAAAUAUGACUAAUAGGCUUCACCACCUAACGGCCACCGCUGAGCAAAAGGAUUCAGAACUUGGGGAACUACGAAGUACAAUAGAAGCACUAAGCAAGCAAAGUGCUGAAGCUGGUCUUACAAAGAUGGCACUGCAGUCAAUGCAAGCUGUUCAAAGAAGUAUGAAUGCGCUCCAGGAGCACAAGAUAUCCAGACAAAUGUCCACAGAUUCUGUAUCCAGUGUCAACUCUUUGUCCAGUGGUAACAGUGGAAACUCUAGAUCUGGAGAAUUAAGUGAUGGGAAAAACAAGAAGAAGAAAAAGGGAUGGCUCCGAAGUUCUUUCAGCAAAGCCUUUUCUCGAAGUAAGAAGAAUAGGAAUGGUUCUGUGUCUGAUGUGGAAGACCUUAAGCAAUUUCAGUCAGAUUCCUCUUCUCCAAAUUCUCCUUUACUUGGAUUACAUCACAUAAACGGAAGUAUUGGUAACACUGUCAAGUCAUCAUAUUCAUCAUCUGAGUUGUAUGAGAAUAAUGAUGAGAGAACUUCAGAAGUUGUCAACAAACUUAAAAAACAAUUGAGGGAAAAGGAAAUGGUGAUCACAGACAUUCGUCUGGAAGCUCUGACAUCAGCUCAGCAACUCGAAACUUUAAAAGAAACUGUCAACAAAAUGCAGAAUGAAAUGAUGAAUUUGAAACAAGACAAUGGUCGGCUACAGAAACUGGUAUCUACAAAGUCUCUUACUUCCUCUCAGAGUUCUCUACUUCUUAGAAAUAGUGCUGAUAAUCUUGAUAAAAGAUUAAGUGCCUCAGAAUGCUCAGGAUCACCUGGUGUUGAAUUAUACCUCAGUGAUGCCGUCAGUGAUCGAGAUGGUAAACAUGUUACCAUAUCCGUAUUCUUAGGAUGUCAUGGUGAUUAUAAUAAAUUCAAAACACAUAAUAAGAACAUCAAUGAAGUUCUCAUUGGAGCCUUCUCAGUCAGUGGGAAGACAAAGUGGGAAUUAAUGGACAGUGUUGUAAAACGAAUUUUCAAGGAAUAUGUUCUAAGGAUUGAUCCUGUAUCAAAUCUGGGAUUAAAUGCUGAGAGUGUUUUAAGCUAUCAUGUAGGAGAAAUUGUCCGAACUAAAGGUGUAGAAUUACCUGAAUUAUUGCCCUGUGGCUAUCUAGUUGGUGACAACAUGCAGAUACAAAUCACUCUAAAAGGUACACUUCAAAGUUCUGUUGAAGGCCUCACCUUUGAAACCCUUAUUCCUAAAUCUAUAAUUCAGCGAUAUGUGUCACUGUUGAUGGACCAGAGAAGAAUCAUUUUAUGUGGACCAAGUGGGACAGGUAAAACAUACCUUGCACAGAAACUUGCAGAAUAUCUGGUCUUAAGAAAUGGAAAAGAGGUUAGUCCUGGUGCAAUAGCAACAUUUGGAGUUGAUCACAAAUCAGCUAAAGAACUUCGACAGUACUUAACUAAUGUAGCUGAACAAUGUGAGAGUAGUAACUCUUCAGAUCUUCCAACUGUGAUAAUUCUGGAUAAUCUUCAUCAUGUGGGCUCCUUAGGUGAAGUGUUCAAUGGAUUCCUCAGUGCCAAAUACCAAAAAUGUCCAUACAUUAUUGGAACGAUGAACCAAGCCACUUGCUCAACAACAAAUCUUCAGCUUCAUCACAACUUUAGGUGGGUACUUUGUGCUAAUCACAUGGAACCUGUGAAAGGAUUCUUGGGCAGGUACCUUAGAAAAAAACUUGUAGAACAUGAAAUCCAAAGUGGUUCACAGAACCAGGAGCUCACCAAAAUCAUUGAUUGGAUGCCAGAAGUCUGGGCACAUCUGAACAAGUUCUUAGAAACCCACAGUUCAUCUGACGUUACCAUUGGCCCCAGAUUGUUUCUUUCAUGUCCUGUAGAUGUCGCUAGUACCCAGGUUUGGUUUACAGAUCUGUGGAAUUACAGCAUUAUUCCUUACCUUCUUGAGGCUGUCAGGGAAGGAUUGCAGUUAUAUGGUCGUCGGGCCCCCUGGGUUGACCCUGCACAAUGGGUUUUGGAAACUUACCCAUGGUCCAUUUCAGGAGAAGGUGAGUGGCUUCAGUUGCUACGAUUACGCCCAGAGGAUGUGGGGUAUGAGAGCCAUCCAGCUCCAGGAGCAACUACCAAAGGAUCACAUGGAGCUCAAAAUGACAUUGAAGGAGAUCCUUUGCUCAAUAUGCUCAUGAGAUUGCAGGAAGCUGCAAGCUGCUCAAGUCCUCAUGGUAAUGAAGAUGAUACUGCUGUCAAUGAUCACAAUCACACUUUUACAUCUACAGACCUUGUGACUGGUGACACUGUGGAGUCCACACUUUAAUUAAGAAGAACCAUUGUCUAUUGUCUCAUAAAUUUUAACCUAUUUGUAAGAAAACUUUGGGGUUUAAAGAGAAGUUUGACUUGUAUAAAUACUUCAAUAUAUUCAUUAGUUAACAGUAAGAUUUUUCAGUUUUGUAAAAUAAUCGUUUUUAAAAGUAAAUGUAAAAAUUAUAUAAUGAUUUUAAACUGAUAUUGAAGCUGUUAUGUUUUAUGAACAAAUACAACUUAUUUAUCUAAUUGCAUGUUGGUGAGUGGUAAGGGAAUGAAAGUUCUUUUACCUCAUUAUAAGAUAUGUUGUGUAAAAGAUUCAUAAUUUCAUGUAGCAAUCAAAUAUACAGUAGGGAUUAUUUCCACUGCUAACUGCCUUGCUAUCUUCCGUAAGUGUUUUAUUUGAUGGAACUAUUAUAUUAAGAAAUAUUAUUUAAUUCAAAAAUUAUAUUUUUACUUAUUUUUUCUUUGAUAUCUGUUUUUAGGUUUACAUCAAUAAGGCAACUUGUCCUGCAAAACUAGGUAUUGUAACAUUUUGUUCAUGUAACAGGUGCAUUUAUGUGUUGUGAUAUUUUAUAUAGUUAUAUUAUUGAGUGUUUGGUGAAACUAUUUAUUUUUAUUAAUGAAAACUGAGUUUUAUGUUUGUAUAAAUAUUGGUUUGGUACUUCAACUUCAUGUAGGAUUAGUUUAGUAUUUUAGGUGGGAUCAGGCAGGAGACUAUUUGAACACUUGAUUAAUACAGUAAGUGGAUUAGAAGUUUUCAUAUUUUGACAUAACAUAACGUUUUGGAACAACAUGGGACCUAUUGGUCCAUCUCAGCUGUUCCAUCCUCUAAACUAAAUUAAAACUAUUAAUAAAUACAUUUAAAAAAAAAUCUCAAAGCCAGCCCCUAUCAUUCCUAUAGUUUUCAAGGUUUCUCUUAAACUCACUUAAGUUUACUGUCUCUGUAACAUCCGAAGGCAACUCGUUCUAAGGCCAACCUCCCUGUU